Molecule: messenger RNA, 204 nt
Organism: Suillus discolor
Lineage: Eukaryota; Fungi; Basidiomycota; Agaricomycetes; Boletales; Suillaceae
Exons: 1
Source: RefSeq, a predicted model, not a curated record
UAUCGAAAACUGCAUGUACACCCAGGUGGGUUUAUACUGGGGCCAAACAAACCAAAAAACCUCGACUCCUUCCUUGCUGUUGGGUUCCAUCACCUUGCUGCUCUUCAGAAUGAAGGGCUCACUGUGUGGGAUGCAUCUUGCGAACUUGUCUUCAGAUCAGAUCUUUACCUCAUCUUUACAACCGCUGACGGACCUGGCCUUGUU